GUGAAUGCAAGAAAAAUGGGAAAAGGUGUUUGUGAUAUUUGUUUCUCCCUAGCCAUACACGUACCCAAGCCCCAAAAGUCUUCUUGCUUUUCUGAUUUUCUUGGCUGCUUCUGAAGUCCAGCAGCUGCUUUUCUUCUUUCUCUAUUUCCCCUUUCUUUGUUCUUCUUUCUUCUUCCUUCCUUACACGGCAACAUCUCUCCCUUCCUUUCUCACCAAAAAUUCUAGUUUCUUUGAAGAAGAAAUUAGACAAUUAACCCUAAGAUUUUAUCUUCAAAGUGUGUGGGUAAGUGGCGAGAACGAGAACACGGACACCUGAGCUCCUCGUGUACAAUCUCUCGCGCCAUCUGUUUUCAGCUCACCCUAUUAUAUUUCAGUGCACAGGUUCUUCCUGGAAGCAGCGAGAGUAUUAGAGGUGGCAAGGAUUCUGUGUUUUCUCGUUUUGUUAGAAUGUAGAGUUUUGUUGUAUAGCAGUUAGCUCUUUUGUUGUACAGAAGGAAUCAAGUUGUACUUGAUCCUUUGAGCACAGAUGUAAUUCGGUACUGUAGUUUGUUUUGAACCCCAGUUGUAUGUCUUUGGGGUUAGGUUUGUAAUAAGAGUUUUGCUAAACGUUUAGCUAUGUAAAUUUUUACUUGAAUACCUUAAGUUUCAGACAGGUGGUAUUUGUUUCCAAGUUUGAAGGAAAUGAAAUGUCAGGGUUGCCAUCAUUUUUGUAUAUAUUGGCUUUUAUGCAAGACAAUAAGCAGGAAUUCAAGAAACAAUUCUUGAUAUGUACCUUCAGUUUAGGUUGGUUCGUGUUAAUAUUGAGGUAAACUUGAUAUUAACAUGCCGGUCAUGCUCUAAACUCUGAAAUACAGGUUUGGGUCGUGACAGUUGUGGUAUCAGAGCAUAGGUUAUGAUUUUGUAGACUUUUAGAUAGAUGUAAGUGUUGUUAGAAGUCAGAAAGGGUAGCUUGGGUAGAUUAGUAAAUGCAUAUCUCUUCGGAGACAUUUAAAUUUUGUUUUGUGAAUUCUUUUGUGCUCUAUGUUUGUAUGAUUGCAUGCCUAAUUUACCACACAUACAUGUUGAGUUUAAAUUAUAAUGUUCAUGAUUAUGAAUAUGUUAAUAAUAAAAAUGGUAUCCUAGCAUGUAUGAUGUCGUUUCUUAAUAGGAUGCAAGCUUCAGAUAUAAGUAAUGUGUGCAACCAAGUGUUGGAGGAGAUUGCCCAAAGGGCAGCUAAUAUCCAUCCUCCAGCUGGAGCUAGCCAAGGUUCUACCCAAGAGGCUUUUCUUAAGCAAAGGCCUCCUUCUUUUAGUGGGACUACAAAUCCAUUAGAAGCUGAAAGCUGGGUUUUUAAAAUGGAAAAGAUCUUUAAAUUCCUUGGAUGCACAAAUUCUCAGAAGGUGAAUUAUGCUACAUACAUGUUUGAAGGUCCUGCUGAAAUAUGGUGGAAGUCAGCAGAGAGACUUCUCUUGGAAGGAAAGGAUGAUAAUGCUCAGAUUAGUUGGGCAGAGUUUGUGAAGAAAUUUUAUGAGAAAUAUUUUACAGAACGCUUUAGAGAUAAACAAGCUGAAAAUUUCAAUGAACUGGUCCAAGGGAGUAUGGGGGUUGCUCAAUAUGAAGCAAAGUUUGCUGAGUUGUCUCGUUUUGCUCCUCACCUUGUUUCUACUGAGGCUUUAAGGGUUAAGAAGUUUCGCAAAGGGCUGAAUUUCAAAAUCAAACAACGUUUAACUACUUCUCGAGUUGAGGACUACAAGACUUUGGUUACACUUGCUGAAGUUGUAGAAGAAGACAUUCAAGAAUCUAAUAAAAUGAAAGCAGUAAUGGAACAAGAUAAAGGUAAGACAGUGAAAUUUAAUCAGCCCUGGAAAGGAAAAUCUUCCCAUAACUCCUCUAAGAAGAACACCACUAAGUACCCGCCAAGAGCUGUACAAAAAUGUGCCCAUUGCGGAAGGCCUCAUUUUGGGGAGUGCCGUGCUGCCAACAAUACAUGUUUUCGUUGUGGCAAACCUGGGCAUUUUAUUAGGGAUUGCCCAAAUAAUCCUAGCAAGGGAAACUCCAAUGCUGGAAGUGGACAAAAGAGGCCAAUGGUCUAGG
Quercus robur (English oak) is the source of this 2073-nucleotide messenger RNA. RefSeq lists its product as uncharacterized. The transcript has 3 exons. NCBI's taxonomy places the organism in Eukaryota, Viridiplantae, Streptophyta, Magnoliopsida, Fagales, Fagaceae. The coding region runs from base 966 to 2072 and encodes 368 amino acids. Gene Ontology annotation, molecular function: zinc ion binding; nucleic acid binding. The record is from RefSeq and is a predicted model, not a curated record.